AUGCUAAAGCAGAAGAUCGAUGAGCUUGCAACUAAAAUAAAGGACAAGGAAAAACGUAAGGAGAGGAUUGACACUGUCCUGAUGAGUGCAGCAAAGGCUCGUGACGAUGUUGAUUGGGAUACCCUCCCCGGUACGUGGCAAAAAGGCGAACAACUCUCCAAGGCUCGUGCUUCCGCCCUCCCUUUGGAACCCCCACAAUCCCAGCCUCAAUCCGAAUCCCUCGAGGAGACAGAACUAGACGCAGAUUCCCUCGCGCAAUCCAAUUUCGAAUCCCUAGAGGCGCAUGCGAAUUUCGCACCCAAAAUCAAACUUCCCGACACAUUGUACGCCAUAUUAGAAAGCCAUUGCCGUCCCUAUGAGACGUCUCGGAGCUCAACAGUGAGACCACUUACCCCAAUGCCUUCAUGGUCUUCUGUUUUGCAUCUCCUCCAAACCUAUCUUAGUGGCUUUCCCUACUUCAUAUCUUUGAACAAUUCGAUGGGACUAAGUAGGAGUAACAGUGUCCUCUUUCCCUCAACUGUUUUCCGGGAGCGUUUCUCUAAGGCAGCUGCUGCGGCGUACAUGAGGACAGAUAGGAGUAGGCGUCUGUGUGCUGAGUUUUGCUGCAGUGUUCGGAUUCUCUUUGACGCACUGCUGGAGGAGUACCUCCUCUAUCCCAAUGAAGAGAAAAAUCACUCGUGA
This is a messenger RNA of Echinococcus granulosus, 681 nucleotides long. RefSeq lists its product as hypothetical. The record is from RefSeq and is a predicted model, not a curated record. NCBI's taxonomy places the organism in Eukaryota, Metazoa, Platyhelminthes, Cestoda, Cyclophyllidea, Taeniidae. Bases 1 to 681 code for a protein of 226 amino acids. The transcript is spliced from 4 exons.